Cynocephalus volans (Philippine flying lemur) is the source of this 1533-nucleotide messenger RNA. Its product is annotated as corepressor interacting with RBPJ 1-like. Gene Ontology annotation, molecular function: transcription corepressor activity. The record is from RefSeq and is a predicted model, not a curated record. Gene Ontology annotation, cellular component: nucleus. NCBI's taxonomy places the organism in Eukaryota, Metazoa, Chordata, Mammalia, Dermoptera, Cynocephalidae. Gene Ontology annotation, biological process: negative regulation of DNA-templated transcription. The coding region runs from base 39 to 1370 and encodes 443 amino acids. The transcript has a single exon.
CAGAUCUAGCCGCUGCCUUCCCCAGCUCAGGCUUCAAGAUGGGGAAGUCCUUCGCCAACUUCAUGUGCAAAAAAGACUUUCAUCCCGCCUCCAAAUCCAACAUCAAAAAAGUAUGGAUGGCAGAACAGAAAAUAUCAUAUGAUAAAAAGAAACAAGAAGAAUUAAUGCAACAGUAUCUUAAAGAACAAGAAUCAUAUGAUAAUAGAUUGCUUAUGGGAGAUGAACGUGUAAAGAAUGGACUCAAUUUCAUGUAUGAGGCCCCACCAGGAGCUAAAAAAGAAAACAAAGAGAAAGAAGAAACAGAAGGAGAAACUGAAUACAAAUUUGAAUGGCAGAAAGGAGCCCCACGAGAAAAAUAUGCCAAAGAUGACAUGAACAUCAGAGAUCAGCCCUUUGGCAUUCAGGUUCGAAAUGUGAGGUGCAUUAAAUGUCACAAAUGGGGUCAUGUCAACACAGAUCGAGAAUGUCCAUUGUUUGGUCUUUCUGGAAUCAAUGCAAGUUCAGUUCCCACUGAUGGCUCAGGGCCAUCGAUGCACCCCUCGGAGCUAAUAGCGGAGAUGAGAAACAGUGGGUUUGCACUGAAACGAAAUGUACUGGGGAGAAACUUGACCGCAAAUGAUCCAUCACAGGAAUAUGUUGCAAGUGAAGGUGAAGAAGAUCCAGAAGUUGAAUUUUUAAAGUCACUAACAACCAAACAAAAACAGAAACUUCUCAGGAAAUUGGAUCGACUUGAGAAAAAAAAAAAGAAAAAGAGAAAUGGUAAAAAAAAGAAAAAGUUUCAGAAGAGCAGAAGUAAACACAAAAAACAUAAAAACAAAUCUUCCUCCUCGUCCUCCUCGUCUUCCUCCUCCUCCACUGAGACUUCAGAAAGCAGUAGUGACAGUGAGAGUGACAACAAAGAAAAAAAAAUAGAAAAGAGGAAAAGAAAGAAAAACAAGUGUUCAAGGAAUAACAACAGUGAUUCUGAAGAGAAGGACAAGUCUAAGAAGAGAAAACUUUAUGAAGAAACUUCUAGCAGUCACAGUAACAAGAAAAAAGCCAAGGAAAAGCCUAGGUUUUUAAAACAAGAGCAUUCUGGGGAGAACAGCAAAUGGAGCCAUUCUGAUUCUGACAUAAAGUCCAGAAGCCGUAAUCAUAGCCCCGAGAAGAGAGGAGCUGAGAGAAAUGAGCGGAGCUGCAUAAACCACACCAGGGAUGAGAGACGUAGGAGAAGCCGGAGCAGAAGUCAUGGUAGCUGUAAGCAAAGGGUGAUAAGAAAAGGGCCACAGCGAAGUCCCAGUGAAGAACAGAAUAGAAGAAAUGAUACCAGAAGCCAUGGCACAGAUAUAUACAGAGGAGAAAAAAAUGCAGAGAGAGCACUCGGGAUAUAAGCAUACUAAAGUGGCAUAAAGAGAAAGAAGCAGUAGAGAGAGAAUAAAGAGAAACUAUGUAACAGUUACCUGGGAAUAAAAAUAUCUCCACUUUCUUAUUGAAUACCUUUAGCAAGAGAUAAAUUAUGUACUAUUAUCUUUCUAAUAAAAAGCUCUAUUUUAA